This is a messenger RNA of Juglans microcarpa x Juglans regia, 1751 nucleotides long. Its product is annotated as transcription factor GTE6-like. NCBI's taxonomy places the organism in Eukaryota, Viridiplantae, Streptophyta, Magnoliopsida, Fagales, Juglandaceae. The record is from RefSeq and is a predicted model, not a curated record. Gene Ontology annotation, molecular function: protein binding. The transcript has 9 exons. The coding region runs from base 282 to 1430 and encodes 382 amino acids.
AAAUUUUUUUAACCGAGCGGCCAUUGUUAGGUUGUUAACUGAGGAAAAACAAACCGAAAAGAAGAAGAAGCAAGGGGGAAGAGAACGACUGCGUUUUAGUAAUCCUAAACAAAAACCAGGAAAAAGCCGACGUCGCUGGGAUCAGCACUUCAGUUUCGCCAGCAGAGUAACCUCACACACACAGUCGCUGCCGAAAACCCAAACUUCGCUACAGUAAAUAGAUAUCGUCUGCGCAUCACAUUUAGGGUCCUUCUUCCUGUUAUCAAUCUCUCUGUAUCUCUAUGUCCAUGGAAGUACCAAUUCCAGAUGUCAGGAAUGUUGAAAUAGGAAAUAUUGCUAAUGAUACUGCUGCAGGGAGUGAGGGCGUCAGACAUCACGUUGACGAAAUUUUUGGGAAGGUUGACAAGCUUGAGCAGAGAGCGAAUGAGAUAGAACAGUUCUACUCGAGUACGAGUAAAAAGCAACUUAGCACAUCCAAAGGUAGCUCAAUAGUGAAGGAUAAAGAUAAGGAGAAACAUAUUCCAAGCAUCAAGAAGCAGCAGCAAGAUGCAUCACGUCGAGAAGCAGCUGCUGCAAAGAGAAUGCAAGAGCUCAUGCGCCAAUUUGGCACAAUAUUGCGCCAGAUUAUGCAACACAAGUGGGCAUGGCCUUUUAUGGAACCUGUAGAUGUAGAAGGUCUUAAGCUGCAUGACUACUAUGAGGUAAUUGAUAAGCCCAUGGAUUUCAGUACAAUUAAAAAUCAAAUGGAGGCCAAGGAUGGUACCGGAUAUAAGAAUGUUCGGGAAAUAUGUGCUGAUGUGAGGUUGGUUUUCAAAAAUGCCAUGAAAUAUAAUGAUGAGAGAAGUGAUGUUCAUGUUAUGGCCAAAACUUUGCUGGAAAAAUUUGAGGAGAAGUGGCUGCAACUUCUGCCUAAAGUUACUGAAGAGGAAAAAAGACGAGAAGUGGAGGAAGCAGAGGCACAGUUUGAUAUGCAGCUUGCUCAGGAGGCUGCUCAUGCCAAAAUGGCGAGAGAUUUGAGUAAUGAGCUGGAUGAGCUUGAUAUGCAUUUAGAAGAUCUCCGGGAAUUGGUUAUUCAAAAGUGCAGAAAAAUUACUACCGAAGAGAAGAGAAAACUUGGGGCAGCACUUACCAAAUUGUCUCCUGAAGAUCUAACCAAGGCCUUGGAGAUUGUUGCUCAAAGUAAUCCAUGCUUCCAAUCAACUGCUGAAGAGGUGGACCUUGACAUUGAUGCUCAGAGGGAAUCUACCCUAUGGAGGUUGAAGUUUUUUGUGAAGGAUGCUCUGGAAGCUCAAGGCAAGAGUUCAGCCGUUGCAGGUGGUCUAAACAACAACAAUGGCAAUGACAAUAACAGUAACAAUAAACGGAAAAGAGAGAUUUGUGAUGCUAUUGCCAAAACUGUCAAGAAAAAGAGUAAAAAGCCAUCUUCAUGAUAAUGUCUAGCAGUUGGAUUGUGAACCUCUUUGAAGGCAAUCUCGGUCUCGGGGUGUAUUUCUAAUUCUCAAGAGUUGGAGAAUGGAUGCGACGGUUCUAACGAGAACAUGGAGAGUCCGAGGAACUUGAUGUUGUCUUCAUCAGAGAUAUUUCCGUAUCAUGAAUUUGUUUGCGACCAACUCAUUUUUAGGUGUUAUAGUAUUUCCGAGAAAUAUAACCAUGUCUAUAGCGUGUAGUCGUAGGCUGCUUUAUGAUCCCUCCUAAACUGUAACAUUUACACUUCAAUGAUCUUUAUAAAUAAUGUCUUCAUCUUUUUGCCA